Phyllostomus discolor (pale spear-nosed bat) is the source of this 3125-nucleotide messenger RNA. RefSeq names its product calcium/calmodulin dependent protein kinase IG (gene CAMK1G). The record is from RefSeq and is a predicted model, not a curated record. Bases 662 to 2173 code for a protein of 503 amino acids. The transcript is spliced from 13 exons. Gene Ontology annotation, biological process: peptidyl-serine phosphorylation. Gene Ontology annotation, molecular function: calmodulin binding; ATP binding; calcium/calmodulin-dependent protein kinase activity. Lineage: Eukaryota; Metazoa; Chordata; Mammalia; Chiroptera; Phyllostomidae. Gene Ontology annotation, cellular component: intracellular anatomical structure.
CUAUGCCCCUCCUGCAAUGCCUGCCUGCAGGAUGCCUCCCAGGGACAGUCCUCAGGGCUCUGUGCCUGGGAAAGGUGGUCCACCUCCAGGGUGUCAGGACCUCCAGCAUGCCUCUGCCUUGGGCUCAGCCUUCCUCCCUUAACCCCUCUGACCACAUCUGUCAAACCAGGCAAUGCCCGUUCUGCUUACUGCCUGGGCUGUGGUGAGCAUUAGGACAGCCAGUGGGCAAAAAGGAGGCUGGUAAACAGCCUGUGGCUCUGCAAACCCAAGGGAGGUGAAACAGCCUCAGUCCCCCUGGCAGGGUCCAGGGACAGGCUCCAGCUCUGUGUCCCCGGCUGCUGCGUUCGGAUGUAGAACUCAGCUGCCGAGCGCGUGUCGGUCACAAGACCACUCCUUCACCUUCCCCAGGGGUGCGUCCAUCUCCCUCCUGCCUUUGAACUUCCCCAGUUCACUUCUCAGGUAAAGAUGCAAAAAGGAAGUCUGGAUUCACCACCACCACCACCACCCCCCAUCCACGCUGUCCCUUCUCUCCACGUAACUUUGACGCACAAACCUUAACCCUGAGGCUCCCAGAGGCUCUGCCAGGGCUCUCGCUCGCUCGUCUGGCUGCAGUGCACGGCUGGCCAGCUGCUUGCUUGCUCUGGAGCCAGAUACAUUGAUCAUGAGGAAAAUCGCUGAGAAGUGUCAAGAGAGUCAAGCAGGUUCCGUCUUGGCAUCCCCAGAAGCUUCAACUCUGGAGGCGAUGGGCCGAAAGGAAGAUGAGGACUGCAGCUCCUGGAAGAAGCAGACCACCAACAUCAGGAAAACCUUCAUCUUCAUGGAAGUGCUGGGAUCAGGAGCUUUUUCGGAAGUUUUCCUGGUGAAGCAAAGGAUGACUGGGAAGCUCUUCGCCCUGAAGUGCAUCAAGAAGUCGCCGGCCUUCCGGGACAGCAGCCUGGAGAACGAGAUCGCUGUGCUGAAAAAGAUCAAGCAUGAGAACAUCGUGACCCUGGAGGACAUCUACGAGAGUGCCACGCACUACUACCUGGUCAUGCAGCUCGUUUCUGGUGGGGAGCUCUUUGACCGCAUCCUGGAGCGGGGUGUGUACACUGAGAAGGACGCCAGCCUGGUGAUCCAGCAGGUCUUGUCAGCGGUGAAGUACCUCCACGAGAACGGCAUCGUCCACAGAGACUUAAAGCCUGAAAACCUGCUGUACCUCACUCCUGAAGAGAAUUCUAAGAUCAUGAUCACAGAUUUUGGUCUAUCCAAGAUGGAACAGAGUGGAGUCAUGUCCACUGCCUGUGGGACCCCAGGCUAUGUUGCUCCAGAAGUAUUGGCCCAGAAACCUUACAGCAAGGCUGUGGAUUGCUGGUCCAUUGGCGUCAUCACUUAUAUAUUGUUGUGUGGGUAUCCUCCUUUCUAUGAAGAAACUGAGUCUAAGCUCUUUGAGAAGAUCAAGGAGGGCUACUUUGAGUUUGAGUCCCCAUUCUGGGAUGACAUUUCUGAGUCAGCCAAGGAUUUUAUUUGCCACUUGCUGGAGAAGGACCCAAAUGAGCGGUACACCUGCGAGAAGGCCUUGAGGCACCCCUGGAUUAACGGAAACACAGCCCUCCACCGGGACAUCUACCCAUCAGUCAGCCUUCAGAUCCAGAAGAACUUUGCCAAAAGCAAAUGGAGGCAAGCCUUCAAUGCGGCAGCCGUGGUACACCACAUGAGGAAGCUGCACAUGAACUUGCACAGUCCGGGCGUCCGCCCAGAGGUGGAGAACAGGCCUCCCGUCAAUCAAGCCUCAGAAGCUUCAAGACCCAGCUCCCCUGAGAUCACCAUCACUGAGGCCCCCGCCCUGGACCAGAGGGCGGCACUCCCUGCCCUGACCCGGCUACCCUGCCAGCACAGCCCCCGGCCCGCCACCCCAGGCCCCAAGUCCCUCAACUGCCUGGUCAAUGGGUCCCUCCGCAUCAGCAGCAGCCUGGUGCCCAUGCAGCAGGGGCCCCUCGCCGUCGGGCCCUGUGGCUGCUGCUCCAGCUGCCUGAGCAUCGGGAGCAAAGGGAAGUCCUGCUACUGCUCCGAGCCCACACUCUUCAAAAAGGCCAACAAAAAACAGAACUUCAAGUCCGAGGUCAUGGUGCCAGUCAAAGCCAGCGGCAGCUCCCACUGCAGGGCGGGGCAGACCGGAGUCUGUCUCAUCAUGUGAUCUCUGGGGGCCGUGCCUGUGUCACUGCAAUUUUCAGGAGAAACUGUCAGCUCGUCUCUGCCCUUCAGAACCUGGGGUCUACCGUGCAGCAGGAGGAAGGGGAGCAAGUGGAGCAGGGCCUGGCGGGGACAGUCUCUGAUGAGAAGCAGCCAACUGCUGCCGCCUGGGGCAGACCCUCACCAGAGGCCCCGGCGUGAGCCUCCAGGGGCAGAGGUCUCUCAGAAGCUGCAGGCAGGAGGAGUGGCGUCUGCUGGCCUCCAGAUCUCCCUGACCCGCCUGCUCUGCGCCCCACACCCUACGUGCCGUGGUCCGUGCAGUGUGCGUAGAUAGCCCCUCCCCAGGUCUGUGUUGUUUGUCGUGAAAAGCUUAACAGGCUGGCCAGGCUGUGUCACCUUCAGAGCAAAGCCAUAAGGAGCAUCGGCCCAGACUCCUUGCUCAGCACAUACUCGUUUCUGCCUCUCAGGCCUCCGUCCUCACAGCCAGAAUGGACUGGCCCAUCAGUGUAGUUGUCUGCCCAUCUGCAUGAAUGACAGGCAGCUCCACGAUCUGCCUGUGAGCUCCCAAAAUUUGAAUCCUUCACUCCAGGAUUAGCUCCCAACUGUGCCAAGCUCCCACCAGCGUACCCUGGCCCACUUCUGAGCCUCCUCCCGCCCUGCCCCUGUCCAAAGGUGGUGCCACACCCCCCCAGAAGAAAAAGUUAGAAAUCUGAGGCUAAGUACUGUAAGGAGUUAGGAUCCUGGCCAGAUGCCCUCCACACACGCCCAAUUAAGGAAAAAUUGGGAGCUGACUGUUCUCAUUUCAGCAGUAAUUCUAAUCCUGCCUCUGCUCCCCUCUCUCUUCCUGAAAGUCAGGUGCAUCAUUCUCGCCCCUCCGCAGUUUUCUUGCCACCUGACCUCUCACACCAGCUUCAUGCUCAGUGUUGUGCUCAGUAAAAUGGACAUAUUUUUCUCUA